AGAAAGAGAGAGGGGCUGUAGAGAGAGAAGAAAAUCUGAGGGGGCAGAGAGAGAAAAGUCCUUAAAUUCACUGCCCGCACUUAGCCCAGAGCCCCAUAAAAUAGAGCAGAGGGUGCAGCGAGCGAGAGUAGUAGCAAUUGCUGGUUCUUUCUUUCUCCUUCUCCUGCUUCUGCUCAGAAGCUAUAAAGAAGAGAGUGCUUUGGCUAUUGUAGUAAGUUUGACUGCUAUUUUUCUGUUUUGAACAGAGAAAUCCGAAGGCCACGAGGAUGAUGAGAAGAUUAUCGUUCAUGGGAAUAUGAGAAAGCAAGACACUGUGCUACCACUCAUCCUCUCAAGUUGGUAGGUAGGUCUCUUGUGUGUGUGGUUGAGAAAGAAACUUUACUUGUAGCAGCAGGACUGAGACAUACAUAGCCACUGGGGAGUAUAGAGAUAGAACAACAGAUAGAUACAGCACUCAACUCAUCAAAACAGACAACCAAGUAUUUGGUUUGCAGCCAUGGAUGGGUAUGAAGCUACAAGAAUUGUUUUCUCACGGAUCCAAAACUUGGACCCUGAGAAUGCUUCCAAAAUCAUGGGCCUGCUUCUGAUUCAAGACCAUGGGGAGAAAGAAAUGAUUAGAUUAGCAUUUGGUCCUGAAGCUCUGGUUCACUCUGUGAUUGUCAAAGCUCGCAGGGACUUGGGAUUAUCCUCGUACUCUCCGUCUACACCUUCAACUCCUCCUCCAUCUUCUUCUUCGUCGUCUUUCCUUUCAAGGCAAAAUUCUACUCCUUCAAGGCUAAGCAACACCGGAGUCAACUUUCCUCCUCCUGCUCUUACAAUCCCAAACCCCUCUUCUUCACCGGCUUGGGCUGAUAACUUGAUGAGCCCAAACAACAAUUUGCUUGUUGGCUCUAAUUCUCCGCAUAUCAACGUUCCAUCGCCAUCUUCUUCCUUACCCUUUUAUGGGUCUGAUCCAAUUGACGAGUUUCAACUUCAGGACCAGCUUUCUUUCCUCAAUGAUGGCUCUCCUACCCUUGGCAGGAAGAACCCAGAUUUGUUCUAUCCUCAAUCUGACUUAUCUUCUAGUCCUACCGGCGGCGACACUACCGUUUUCCCCUCUUACGGGUGGGGCGGGUCAGUCCAUCGCCGAAGCUGCUCUGUUAAUGAAGCUUGUUUGGGGUCUGAGGAUCCGAAUUCUGGGUUGGGUUGGAAGCCUUGUCUUUACUUUGCUAGAGGGUAUUGCAAAAACGGCACUAGCUGUAGGUUCCUUCAUGGGGGAGGAAUUGGAGAUUCUGAUGGUGUUUCAAUGGUUGGGUCUCCCAGUAAGAUUGAGAUGUUGGACCAGAGCAGCCAUGAGCUUCUCAGAUCUAAAACUGCUCAGCAGCAAAGAUAUCUCAUGCCUUCUUCUAUGCCUUACUCUCCAAAGGGCAUGAAUUUUCUACUACAGCAGCAGCAAAAUGAUACCCAGAGAGCUGCAGCCGCACUUAUGAUGAACGAGGAUUUGCACAAGUUUGGGCGAUCCAGGCUAGAAAGAAAUGAUUUUUCACUUAAUGGAGGUUCUGGAAUAGGAAACCCAGCUUCCAGGCAGAUCUACUUGACCUUUCCAGCUGAUAGUACUUUCAGAGAGGAAGAUGUUUCAAAUUACUUCAGCAUUUAUGGUCCUGUUCAAGAUGUGAGGAUUCCAUACCAGCAGAAGCGUAUGUUUGGAUUCGUCACUUUCGUACAUCCAGAGACUGUGAAGCUCAUCCUGUCCAAGGGAAACCCCCAUUUCGUCUGUGAUGCUCGCGUGCUAGUCAAGCCUUACAAGGAAAAAGGCAAAGUCCCAGACAAGUACAGGAAACAGGUUGAAAGGGGGGAUUUCUCACCGUGUGGUACUCCUACUGGACUUGACGCUAGGGAUCCAUUUGAUCUCCAACUUGGAGGGAGAAUGUACUAUAAUACUCAAGAUAUGCUGUGGAGGAGGAAGUUGGAGGAGCAAACUGAUUUGCAGCAAGCUCUUGAGCUCCAGAGUAGGAGACUCAUGGGUCUACAACUUCUUGACAUCAAGAAGCAGCACCAGAGAGCAUUUUCAACAGGAAGCCCAAUUCCUCCCCCUACUCCCGCUCCCAACAUAGUCAAUCAGAAUCUUGUUCUUCCUUCAUUUCAUGGUGGCAACUCUGAGGCAUCACCAGAGGAUUGUGGUUUGAGCUCUGCUCCUGCAAGCACGGCACCUAUCUCUGUUUCUCAGCAGCCACCAAUGCAGCCAAAGGUGAAUAUUUCUGUUGGCAACGUGACAACCAAUGGCGAAAAUGGAGGUAGCAGUGGCAGUGAUGGCAAUGACAAGCUGAGCUCUAGUCAUGAAGAUUGUAAUUUUCAAGAAUGUUGCAGUUUGGAGCAUAACCUCCCAGAUAGCCCUUUCGCUUCUCCCACAAAAGCUGCUGGAGAUUACAUGGCUACUUUCUCCAAUGGAGGACCUAAUGAGGCCAUUGAUUCAGAUGGCUCAGCUGCAUCUACCAACUCCGAAUUUGGCGCUACAAAUGCAUUUCUUCCAGCGCCAUCUUCUCUUGACGUGGGAUCUUUCAAAUCCUUUAAUUGUCAGAUUCCCAGGUUUUCUUCCGGUCAUGGGAACAUUGAAAUGUUUGCCGGCAAGGGUGGUGGACCCAUUGCCAUUUAGCAUCCUAAGCUUCAGGAAGAGAGAAGUAAUGGACCAAAGAAGACCAGGAACAGCAAACAAAUCUGUAGAGAAUCAUCACCACCAAGCCCAUCAACAUCAUCAUCAAUACUAUACUACUUACUACCAUACAAAAUGCAUACGUAAAAAGCAGUUUAGUAAAGGAUGUGGGGCACAGCCAUUCCUUUUUCUUUUAUUGUCAUUAUUGUACCAUUGUCCAUCUCUCUCAUCUCUCAUUUCUGUAGUAGCUGAAAGUGAAUGAACCACAGGUAAAAGAAAAAAUAACAUAGAAUCUGAGUCCAUUGGUAUUAGAAAAAAAGUCCCUGGUACUGUAAUUUCUUCUCCCCCUUUCCUUUAAUUACCAGGGGUUGGAUGUAUUCAAGUCUUAGUCCUAUGAUGUUUUAGAGCUUACAGGUAUAAUUAAGUCCUCGUGUUGCUGGAACAAGCUGAGAAAGCAUGAAGUGAAAACAAGAAAAGUUAAAAGCUGAGUUAUAACUACCGAGGCUGAUUCAAUCAUUCAAAUUCCAUUAUGGACAAUUUGACUUUGGAGGCCAGAAGUGAAAAAGGGAAGGGAUGAUUGUUAUUCCUAGCUGGCUAAAGCUUCAAAGUGGAGAUUUCAGACGUCAACCUUUAUUGUGUUGUAGUUUGUCUGUAAUUCCUACUUAGUUUAUAUACACAGUCAACAAACCCCCUUUAGAGAUUACCAGAAAGCAAAGACUUAAAGAGAAAGGUUUACAAGAAAAAUCACAAUGCAAAAAAGUAGAGAUUUUAAGACAAAAUGGUCUGUAUCCUUGCCUACCCAUCUCUUUUGUUAUUAUUUAUAGAUGAAUUCUUGUC
Prosopis cineraria is the source of this 3466-nucleotide messenger RNA. Its product is annotated as zinc finger CCCH domain-containing protein 53-like. The transcript is spliced from 10 exons. The record is from RefSeq and is a predicted model, not a curated record. NCBI's taxonomy places the organism in Eukaryota, Viridiplantae, Streptophyta, Magnoliopsida, Fabales, Fabaceae. The coding region runs from base 497 to 2632 and encodes 711 amino acids. Gene Ontology annotation, molecular function: metal ion binding; RNA binding.